This is a messenger RNA of Drosophila rhopaloa, 1339 nucleotides long. RefSeq lists its product as uncharacterized. Lineage: Eukaryota; Metazoa; Arthropoda; Insecta; Diptera; Drosophilidae. The coding region runs from base 98 to 1249 and encodes 383 amino acids. The transcript has a single exon. The record is from RefSeq and is a predicted model, not a curated record.
UCAACUCUUCAUUCCCAGCCUUUCACAAAAAUCAAACCAAAAAUAAUACCCAAAUUUCAAAUCGAAAUUCUAAAAACCUAUAAAAAGAAUUCCAAGGAUGAACCCGCUCACAGAGUGCGGGUUGGACCGCCACUUUGCCACCCAAGUGCGCAAUUUGCGCUUGUUCACGAGGGAACAUCCAAUCAGCCAGAAGGACAUCGAUCUCAGCCAGCGAUGGCUGGAUCACUUGCAGCAGGCCACGGGUCAGGACAAAUACGCCCGCAACUGCAUAAUGCUGAUGAUGAACGACCAGUUACGGGAGAUUGGACACUUAAGGAAGCCCUUCACCGAAAUGAAGAACGUGCAGCGCUGCAUGGAUGAUUUGCUAAAUGAGUACGACGGGGGGACGGUGGAGGAGCAGCCGAUGACGGCGGCCGUGAAAGAAGCCGAGGAAAUAAUGUCCACUGCCUCGAGCUAUGGCGGAGGAAGUAGUCGGUGUUCAAAAGAAGCUACCGUAAAGAAUCCCCUUCCCGAAUUCGACAGCGUGAAGCAGGCGAACCAGGACCUCCUCAAGGAGAUCGACUCGCUGCACAGCCGCACAGUCGAAGCGGAGCAGCACUACAGGAGCAGAAGCCUAAUGCUGGAGAAGAAGAUGGCCGAGAAAUUCAAGGUGGACCAACAGGAACUCCAACAGGAAUGUAUCUAUCAGGCCUGCCGUGAGGCCAUAGCUCUUUUAAAAAAUUGGUCGGGAGGAGAAAUGCCACUCAACUUCCUGGCCACCUGCUUUGAGCCCUUUCUCCGGAACGAACUGGUUACCAGCCCGCAGAUCUCGAAAUUGGAUUGCAGCUUGGAAGACAUUUUGAAUGGUAUAAUGAAUCAGGCUUGCGCGCGAAGAGAAAAGAACGUACGCAUGCUGUAUGACCACAUCCAGAAACAUCAGCAUGAGAUUCUCAACGAAAAGGAGGGAAAAGUCCGCCAGAUGCAGGAGUACUUGAAGCAGGAGCGGCAAAGGCUUCGAGUGCUCUCGGACGAUUUGAAACGCCGGGAAGUUCUAAUCUGGAGCCACCAGUCCGCAGUUACAGGACGUCCUCUUGAAGAGCCGUCCAGCCCUAGGAUCACGGAGUGUGAGUACUGUCUCUGGGAAAAGUCCUUAAAAGCAAGGCCAAUAGAUCCAACGUGCAGGAUUUGCCAACUGGAAAAAUCCAAGAGCGCCGAAGAGCUGGAAAAGUUAUCCGAUGUACUCAGCGAUCUGUCCGUCGACAAGUGGUAAUCCUCCUACGAAAAUCUCCUGCCCACACACAUUUCUAUAUAUUUUCCAUUUUCUUGUUCGAAUCAAUAAAUCGUUAAGUUGUUUUGAAAA